This is a messenger RNA of Rhodotorula toruloides NP11, 462 nucleotides long. Its product is annotated as Glyoxalase/bleomycin resistance protein/dioxygenase. The record is from RefSeq and is a predicted model, not a curated record. The transcript has 3 exons. NCBI's taxonomy places the organism in Eukaryota, Fungi, Basidiomycota, Microbotryomycetes, Sporidiobolales, Sporidiobolaceae. Bases 1 to 462 code for a protein of 153 amino acids.
AUGGCGUCGAACUUGCCGAAGAUCUCGCACGUCCUCGAACUUUGCCUUUAUGCCCGCAACCUCUCUGCCUCCGUCCACUUCUACUCCAAGACUCUGCGCCUCGGCGAGCCCUUCCUCAACUCGGAGCGCAUGGCCGGCUUCUCGCUCGGCUCGACCACCCUCCUCCUCUUCCAGCGUGGCAAGACCUUCGACGACAGCGUCAUGCCCAACGACCGCGGGCUCAUACCUGGACAUGGACUUGCUCCGACGGCAGAAAGCGACAAGGUCAAACUCAAGACGCACUUUGCGUUGGCGGUUGAGAAGAACGAGGAGAUCGAGGAGUGGGAGCAGGAGUUCAAGGAGAAGGAGGUCAAGAUCCUGGGCAAGGUGGAGUGGCCAAAGGGCGGAAAGAGUCUGUACUUUGCGGACCCGGACGGGCAUGUAGGCGAGCUUGCGGCGCGCGGAAUCUGGCCGCACUGGUAA